Saxophila tyrrhenica is the source of this 3522-nucleotide messenger RNA. RefSeq lists its product as uncharacterized. The coding region runs from base 1 to 3522 and encodes 1173 amino acids. The record is from RefSeq and is a predicted model, not a curated record. Lineage: Eukaryota; Fungi; Ascomycota; Dothideomycetes; Mycosphaerellales; Extremaceae. The transcript has a single exon.
AUGGCGCCGACGCACGAAGGACCAUGGGUCGCAGCGGCAGAACAACACUUCAAUGACUUACAGAGGACCAGCCAUGUCACCCGCGCAGCUGCUGGCGCCGCAGCAACAGCACCUUCAACAGCCAUGUACUUAGGUCUCGGCAUAGGCGUCGGCGGCGCAAUCCUCAUCGCCAUCGUCAUCGUGGUCGUCAAGAUCGUCAAGAAGCACCGCGAACACCGCAGUCUGAUCGAAGUUCUAGAGGUGGAAGAAGCGGUCCAGGUCGCGCGAGCGCAAGAGAUCAGAGAAGUCCCGAGACCAGCCAGUGGGGUGCGCCGCAGCACACUGAACCCGCUUCAUGUGAGGGCGGGAUGGGGCGCGCUGUCGUCGAAUGAGACGGUUGAUGAGCCGAGUUCUGCUAAAGCGGAUAAGAGGAGGAAGAGGGACUCGGUGUCCCUGCCAAAGGGGAAGAAGCGGAAGGGGAUUUCGUUGAGGAUGAAGCGGUUGACGGCGAUUAUGGAGAGUCCAAGGAGUAAGGCUGCUGCUUCUCCGGCUAUUGCGUUUCCGGAUCAGGUGCAGGACAGGGCGGUGGAACAGGUUCAGCCACCGAGUCAGCCGUCCAAGGCGUAUACGCUUCGCAAAGUCAGCGAUGAAGAUGUCUUCAUGUGUCCUGGAAGCCCGAAGCCGGACGUUCUACCCUCCUUCGCCAUCCGAUCGCCAGGCCGUUAUGGAGCCGGGAUCGCUACUAAUAACGACACCACGAAAGCCUCGCGCUCACGGUCCGUGGGCGCUCUCACAGUGACAGUCUUCGCGCCGCAAGACUUGGCUCAGGUUCGGAUGCCCAGUCGACCGCAGAUGCACACGCGUUCCAUCAGCUUGGGUGUGCCUCCGAGUCGACCUCCAUCAUGUCCCGUGCCGCCGCUGCCAGUCAUCGAACCGCUGUCUACUACCAACGAUUCGAAUGUGAGGCAAGGAUUCUGUGUCACGAGGCAAUCCUCGUCCUCGAGUCGUGAUUCUGCAAGCAGCUCGGUGCUGGUGUCUAGUCCCAUCUUGACGAUGCAUAAUCAGGACCAGCAGCCAGCGUCUCCAACCGUGGCUGACGUGAUCGCGGACGAUGACAGCGCCUCGCUCAAAAAUGUGGCUACGAAGCAAUGGCAGGCACCGCAAAAUGCCAUGGCGCUACCUUCGGUACUAUGCCGCGACAUGUCGAAGUCCAAGGCGUCGAUUCGCAGCAACAUGGCCCGGUACAGCAUCGAGACACUGUCAACAAGUCGCCUGUCGACUACCAGCGAGGAUUCCACCAAAACCAAGAUCAACAGACUGUCGAUCCCAAAGAUCGCGACCGCAGACCAGAUCAGCAUCAGUCGAGUCUCCUCGUCCAACUCCUUGAGCAGCGGCUCCGGGGUGAAGAAAGUCGUCACACCACGGAAAGCCAGACGAACAUCGGUAUCCGCCAGCGGCUCGCCUGCUGAGCGAAGGAAGACGAGUGUCUUACGCGAUAUUUCCGGCAAUUCCAUGGGACCGUCCCGCCAGCUUUCGAACGCCACGCAGGACUCUGGACGCAGUACUAAUGGAAAUCCGUUCCAGUGGGAUCUUCCUCUCACCAAACCAUCAGCGCUGAAAGGUAGCCCGAAUGCCAGGAAAGGCCAUAAGAGGCAGAACUGCGUCCGCAUCUCGACACUAACACCACAGAUCCUGGGCCCGCCGCCCAGUCGACCAACGAGUCCGAAUAUCAUGCACGGAAUUGAGGAAGAACCGACUGAUGAUGAGGAGUCGGGCCAGCUGCGCUUCGUUUCGAACCACCGUCUCUCGAGACCUCCGAGCGGAGCGUCUUUCGCACCGAACCUUCGCAUUCAGACUCUGCGUGCUUCGCUGACUCCUAGCUCGCCCACGCUGUCGGCGUGGAAUGCUUUCCAGGAGCAUGGUCUGCCUUCGCUACCGUCGGAUUCGCAGCUGUCUGCCUCGCCGGCCAAAAGGCCUGGAUCACGGCAGUCGGACUGCUCGUCAGCAUUCACCAUCCCCUCGUUCCCAAGCCCGAUCAAAGCGACGGUAUCGGACAUCCAGCUCAACCAGCCUGUACCGCAGUUCUGCCUCUCUCGGCCAUCGGCCGACAUCGAGGAUGACGACAGCUCAUCGCCAUUCGGUCUCCAGCUCUCUUCAGACCGCGACAUGCAUUCGAGCCCACCGCUACCAGCAUCGAAGCAUGUAGAGUACGACCCGGCACACCCAGCAUGGUCGACCGUUACCAUCCCCCAACCAAGCCCAGAAGAAUACGACCCCACAAGCCCAUCCUGGGACACCACAGAACCAGUGUGCAGCUCCCCCUUCUUCCCAUUCGCCGCACCCUCCAUCCCAGCGAGCGCUGGAUCCGAACAAGACGUCUCCCCCCGAACCGUCCUGCCCAACUCCUACGGCGGCGAUCUACCAGACACGCCGCCCUGCUCGCCCAAGACGAUGCCGGAGGGUUUCCAGGAUUUCUUCGACAACCGCAGCUCCGGCUCCAAACCUAGACGGUCUGAGGAGGAGAUGCUGACGUCUUCUAAUGCCAGUGCGAUCAUGGCGCGGAUGCCGAGUGUAGGCCAGACGGUCGACUUUCCGGGUGCGCCUGUGCUCGCUCCACCGGCACAGGCGGAGGAGUAUAUGCAGACGACGCUACAGCGCCCACAAGCGUCGCAAACGACAAGCGGUCGACAACGCUCAACCUCUACCGCGCAACCGCAAUACCACCCGCUCCGCUCCGCGCCUCCGCCACCCAUGCCAACCAUCCCCUCCAGCGACCUAGGAAACGAAGACCUCCCCGACGUCGAAAUGCCCUCUCCGCUCCACCUAGGCAGCAAAUCCACCUCCAAGCCCUCGCCCGGCCCAGUAGGACCACGCAGCCAACCAGCCAACUCCGUCCUCAAGAACGCUCUUGCCCUCCGUAGGAUGAACAGCGAAGUCAACAACCCUACCGACUGGUCUCCAGCCCAACCUCACGCGACCGAAGGCGAGAACGACGCUUGGAGCUACGACACCAACCGCGAGAGCAAAAAAUUUCUGCGCAUGGGCCGGGAAGCCUCGCCCUUGCUGCCGUGGAUAGGAAGUCCCGAGCUUGGGGAAGGCGAUGGUGCGGCGAUGGACGCGGUGUUUGAUUUUGGGUUCGCGGCUGCGGGGGCUGAGGAGGAUGAGUGGGAGGGAGCGGGGGGGUUGGAUGAGAUUGAUUUGAGUGAAGUUGAGAGGAGGCUGGAUGGGGCGUUGGCGGGUUUUGAGGCUGCGGCGGGGAGUGACGAUACUGUACUCGGGAUGCCUGUUGGGCAGGGACUCGGGGUGGACCAUAUAGAAGAGCGGAACCGAAUCUGUGAGAGGAAGGAGGAGCGAAAGACGCUGAGUGUAUGGGAAGACGGGGAGAAGUUCUGGGAGAGGCCGGGCCAGAGUAGUCCGCUGCCUACUGCUGUAGUGACGCCGAGGAAGAGCGCAGGGUAUGAGAAGGAAGUUUUGGACCGCCCGAGGAGCAUUCAGAUGACGCCGAAGAGUUUGUAUGACUCGGAUGGGUUCUUGAGGACAUAG